CAGCGAGGCGUAUAUAGAUAUAGCACGGUACGUUGGUACGCGCCGAGAACCUUCCACCCCAGCCAUAAUAAGCAUCAUACCCGCGCAGCAUUGCAGUGCAGUUGUCAGUGCAGCGCGAGUCAGUCCAAGGGCCUGGAGGCUUCGAGCGCGGAGCAGCGAAAAAAAAAAUUACUCGGUCAUCUGCCACUCGACAGUUAGAGCCGCGAGUGCAAAGAAUUGAUAUAACAGCCGCACAAACGUUUGCAGACGUGCAGUGUAGUCCUCCGAUGCGGCGACGAGGGAGGUGGAGAUAAAUUGAAGAGGUAGUAGGAGAAGAAACGGUCAAGCCUCAAGCCGGUUAAAAUCGGGGGACUAAACGGGCAUCGCCGUAUUUGUUCUGCGAACGACGUGCAGGGCGUAUCAUAAAGAGCUUAAAAAUUUGUGCGCUACGUAAUUUUCUCGAAACUGUGUCGCUCAAAAGUUCGAUUCUUCAUUUUAAACUGACGGAAUUUCCACUUUUGCCUAGCGUUGAGAGACUCUAUUUUUGUUUGAAAAUCAUAUCCUUGGUGCUUGCGAAGUUAGAUUUAACUGUUGAGUUCAAUCUUCAGUUGCACACUUCAGCAUCAUUCAGAACCCUGUGAUUUUGAAAACUGCAUUCAUGAUGACUUCAUCAAGUUUUAUACAGGAGGAAGAGAUUAUGAAAAAACCACCAACUCUGGUCAGGCGUUUUUCAGAUAUGUUUAAAGAUGGAGCAUACAGUGGACCACCAACUCUUUUCUCACAAAAAAUUCGCCACUGCUAUCAGAAUUUAAAUUUGUUCCCAUAUCUGCUCUAUUCAUUUGAAAAUUCCAAGUCUCAUCCAAUGGCCAAGAAAGUUAAUUCAAGUAUAUAUCUCAUGAAAUCAAGAGUGUUUGAACAUUUCCUGUUUGUAUGUUCAAAUCUGAUGAAGACAACUGCCAGUGAAUCAAAAAGAAAUUUAAAGUUGACACCUGAUGCACAAAUAAUUGAAGAACAGAAAAAAAAUAUUUCUGUACUACAAAGCAACAAAGCCAAAUUUUACAUGAAUGAUAAGCCAAAAGCAAAAGCAUGUCCUCUUGCACUUAUUUUUGCUGUUUACCUGGCUCCUCUGAUAUUGGCUCUCCAAGUGAUUGGUGUUUUUGCUCAAAUGAGUUUAAAUGGCACAUACACACCUGGAUACUUGUUCCUUGUAUUAGCAUUGGCACUUUUGGGAGCUAUAUCAGCAAGAGUUAUGUUGCCCUGCAAAAACCGAAAAACCAUCCACAGGACCAAGUCAGUGAUGAGGCAAAAAGUAAAAUCGAAUUAGUGAGAUAGUUUGCUUUUUUCAUAUUUUAAUUCGAAACUGCAUUGAUCUCGGAUAUAAUGUACAUUUUUUUGCAGUCUACGUUUGUGCGCCUUCGUGAUUGAUUUAGAUGUUAAACGUGACUACUUUCAUGAAAUUAAAAAACAAACGUAGAUAAAAAAGGCUUUGUAAAUUGCAAGAUUGUUCUGAAUCAUUCUAAUUUUCUGAUGAGAGAUAACUGUUUAUACGAAUGAUUUCAUAGAGAAAUGCAAACAUAAAAAAAUAAGCUUGAGAUUAUUCAUUUAAUCGGAUUUAAGCUUUGCAUCGUUAGUAUCGAAUCGAUCAAAAUUUUGAAAAUCUCGCGCGGUGUUAAAGACUCAUGCAACAGAUUAAUACAGCUUUUUACAAUAUUUUUUCAUUUACUUCGUGCUUAGCAAUAUUGAGAAUAAAAAUAAGCCAAAGUUCAAAGGUUAUAUUGCAACAGAUAAGAAAAAUUCAUCUAACUUAUAAUAAGCGGUAUAGCAAUGUCUUAUAAGUAAUCUCUCGGAUGUUUAAAUUGCAUGUAUUUCAGUAUCGACUGAUAGGAUAAAAAGCAACGAUUAGCUUUAAGAUACACGUUUAUUUUCUACAGUACAUAAGACUGAAAAUUAAUGAUUAUUUUAAAAUACUUGUCUUGUAUAUAAAAUGAGAGGCGAAUGAAAACAAAUGUUAUGUUUGUCAGUUUAAUAGGGUAAAUUUAAGUCACUAGUUUCGUUUAAUUAGCUGCAUAUUAUCAAAUAAAUUUCGUUAGGGGUAUUGAACAUUA
Messenger RNA from Trichogramma pretiosum, 2084 nucleotides. RefSeq lists its product as uncharacterized. Lineage: Eukaryota; Metazoa; Arthropoda; Insecta; Hymenoptera; Trichogrammatidae. Bases 638 to 1303 code for a protein of 221 amino acids. The transcript is spliced from 3 exons. The record is from RefSeq and is a predicted model, not a curated record.